Corythoichthys intestinalis (scribbled pipefish) is the source of this 8247-nucleotide messenger RNA. RefSeq names its product WD repeat domain 47a (gene wdr47a). The record is from RefSeq and is a predicted model, not a curated record. Lineage: Eukaryota; Metazoa; Chordata; Actinopteri; Syngnathiformes; Syngnathidae. The transcript is spliced from 17 exons. Gene Ontology annotation, molecular function: protein binding. Bases 181 to 2928 code for a protein of 915 amino acids.
ACGCACGUCAAUCCGGGAGGAGGGGGUCACAAGUCGGCUUCAGAGGAGGAGGCGACCACCCAUAGGCAGACCGUCAACCUCCAGUCAACAACACCGACUGACAGCGCGUGUUAACUUCACGGAGACGCGGCGGCUGUGUGUUUUCACUCCAUGUUUUUCUCCUAACUGCCCUUCGCCACCAUGACAGAGGAGGAAACUAUAAAUGUGAAGGAGGUAGAGAUCAUCAAGGGGAUCUUGGACUUCCUCCACUCCAGGAAGUUGCACAUCAGCAUGCUGGCUCUAGAAAAGGAGAGCGGUGUGAUCAAUGGCCUCUACUCGGACGACAUGCUCUUCCUUAGGCAACUUGUGCUGGAUGGCCAAUGGGAUGAGGUCCUACAGUUCAUUCAGCCUUUGGAGUGUAUGGAGAAGUUUGACAAAAAGAGGUUCCGAUACAUCGUCUUAAAGCAGAAGUUUCUGGAAGCUCUUUGUGUGAAUAAUGCCAUGUCUGCUGAGGAUGAGCCACAACACUUGGAGUUCACUAUGCAGGAAGCGGUCAAGUGUCUCCACACCCUGGAGGAGUUUUGCCCCUCAAAAGACGAUUACAGCAAACUUUGUCUGCUGCUUACCUUGCCUCGGCUCACAAACCACGCUGAAUUUAAGGACUGGAACCCGAGCACGGCCAGGGUGCAAUGUUUCGAGGAGGCCUGCACUAUGGUGGCCGAGUUCAUUCCAGCGGACAGGAAGCUUAGCGAGGCUGGAUUCAAAGCCAGCAGUGAUCGCCUUUUCCAGCUGCUCCUCAAAGGCGUCCUCUAUGAGUGCUGCGUGGAGUUCUGCCAGAGUAAGGCGACCGGCGAGGAGAUCACCGAAAGCGAGGUGCUGCUCGGCGUGGAUAUGCUGUGCGGUAACGGCUGCGACGACGUGGACUUGUCCCUGCUGUCCUGGAUGCAGAACCUGGCCCACAGCGUCUUCUCCUGCGCCUUUGAACAAAAGCAGCUCAACAUCCACGUGGACCGCCUGGUCAAACCGGCCAAGACCGGCUACGCCGACCUGCUCACGCCGCUCAUUAGCAAACUGUCUCCGUACCCGUCAUCGCCGCUGCGCAGGCCACAGUCCGCCGACACUUACAUGUCGCGCUCAUUGAAUCCAGCCUUGGACGGCUUGGCCUACGGGCUAUCCGGUCAGGAGAAACGAACCGGCGGCGGCGAAGUCACGCCGGGUAAAGGUGUCUCCUCAAUGUCCCACUCCUUUGCCAAUUUUCACUACCCUGGAUCGGGAGGGCAAAACCUCAGCAGGAGCCUCAUGAUGGAGAGUUCCGACUGCCACAGCAUAUUUGAGGAAUCGCCUGAAACGUCGAGAACUGACACGCCUGUGGACAAAAUGAUGGGUUCAAGCGCAACUCAGAACUCUCGUCCUGCCUCAGCUCCAGGCGAAGAUGCACCUGCAGCUGGCUCUGCUGAAAAGAAUGAGCCCUGGGACUCCACAGAAAAGUACGAAGAAUAUUUCCGUCAGCGCCUGCGUGUGCAGCAGCACCUGGAGCAGAAGCAGCAGCAGAGGCAGAUGUACAAGCAGAUGCUAUUGGAAGGUGGUGUGCAGCAGGAUCCCCCGCCUGCUGACAUGCAGCACAGCCUCACAGAGAAGUUCCUCAACAAAUCCAUCCAGAAGCUGGAAGAGCUCAACGUGGGGAUGGACGGUUUAGGAGAAGAAGUGAAGUCUUUGGCCCAGCAGUGCAAUGGCAACCCGCCCAUCUCGGAGUGCAACAACAACCCACCGUCCGCCAGCCCGGAGCACAACAGGAGCCGUGGGGGAGGGGUGCUCAGCAGCACCCCGCAGCACGUAGCGGGGGGCCGUCCAGUGUCGCCACUGAAUGAAUCUCCCGUUUUUUCACACAGUGGGCAAAAUCACAAAGCAGGUCCUCAUGGUGACUCACCUGGCUCUUUAUCCCGCAGUAAAGAGGGUGGCGACAAAGAAAAAAGUCUGUUCGUGGCCGUGCAUACGCUGGAAGACACGCAGGCUGUCCGCGCCGUUUCCUUCCACCCUUCAGGGGCCCUCUACGCCGUUGGCUCCAACUCUAAAACGCUCCGUGUCUGCGCUUAUCCAGAAAAACUAGACACCAGUGGCUCGAGUCCAGUCAAGCAGCCGGUGGUCCGCUUUAAAAGGAACAAACACCAUAAAGGUUCUAUCUACUGCGUGGCCUGGAGUCACUGCGGGCAGCUACUGGCAACCGGCUCCAAUGACAAAUACGUUAAAGUUCUACCAUUUAGUGCCGAGACCUGUAAUGCCACAGGCCCAGAUUUGGAGUUCAGCAUGCACGACGGCACCAUCAGGGACUUGGCUUUUAUGGAAGGUCCGGAAAGCGGCGGGGCCAUCUUGAUCAGCGCCGGGGCGGGAGACUGCAACAUCUACACCACAGACUGUCAGCGGGGGCAGGGACUGCACGCCCUCAGCGGACACACGGGUCACAUCCUUUCUCUUUACACCUGGGGAGGAUGGAUGAUCGCGUCCGGUUCCCAAGACAAGACGGUGCGAUUUUGGGACCUCAGAGUGCCCAGCUGCGUGCGAGUGGUGGGCACGGCUUUCCACGGCUCAGGCAGCCCCGUGGCAUCGGUGGCGGUGGACCCGAGCGGGCGUCUGCUGGCGACGGGACAGGAAGACAGCGCCUGCAUGCUGUACGACAUCCGCGGCGGGCGCAUCGUGCAGGUGUACCGUCCACACAGCAGCGACGUACGCUCGGUGCGCUUCUCCCCUGGCGCUCACUACCUGCUAACAGGCUCCUACGACACCAAAGUCAUGGUCACCAAUCUUCAAGGCGACCUGACCAAGCAGCUUCCUCUGACCGUGGUCGGGGAGCACGGCGACAAGGUAAUCCAAUGCCGGUGGCACACCGACGACCUCUCCUUCCUGUCGUCGUCCGCUGAUCGAACCGUCACACUGUGGACUCACAACCCGUGACGCCCGCCAUAGCACAUUUAUCCUCAACGACGCACACAAAAAGAAGUACUGCGUAGGGAAUCAAAACGAUGAGAAAAUUAGCGACACAUGGAAGCACAUACAUAGUUGCGUACACUCACUACAGAAAUUUGUUUGGAUUUAGUCAAUAUUCUUAGUAGGCAGUUUAAGGUCUGUGGAUUACCAGGUGGUGGGAACCUCUCACGAUGAUCUCACAAUAUGGCGAUACAACAACGAUCGAUACAUGGGUGAGGAAAUCAUUUUACGAUCAUCUACGAUACGACAAAACAGAAAAAAAAAUAUUUCAUCCUGCUGUGAAUUGGAAUGAGUUUAUCACUACUAGAUGUCCAAUCCAUUUGAAGUGGGAGGUUGGCAACCAUCCGUCCCACUUUCAAACGGAUUGGACAUUUAAGGCCGUCAGUGGCAGCCAAUGCCAGGAAACAGUUCAUUUUGGGGCAUGUCACGUCAAUUUCUGUUGAUUUUUGGGGUCACUGUAUGUUGACUUUCGGGCAUUUAAAGUGCAUAUGACACGAAAAAGCAUGUUUAUUUCAUAAUACACGCGGUGUAUUCACCGUGGAUAUUGGCCAAAACAAGCCCUACUACUGUGGGACCAUUGGACUUACGAAGAAGUGCGUAUACAUUGUGUUUUGUGUUAUGUCAAAUACUGGGAUCAUUUUAAUAUGUAAGUGGCUUGCAUUUUGUGGCUGACAUGCAUGCGGGGCGGCUAUUUUUCAGCACAACACCGUUGGCUUGUCGCACAUCCACCCGCCGGGAGAGCACUAUAUUCUUAUUGUGCUCAUGUGCCCGGUGUUCUGUCAAAUUUCCCGACCGAUCAGAAAUUGCAACUUUGAGUUAAAAAUAGCCGCGAAUACAGCGAUUACAAAGUAAACACUACAAACUUUCUUUAUAAUAAGGACUACUUAGGUUUGAUCAUUGAUAGGCAUGUAAAAAGCUCUCCUCAUGCACAUUAGCUGCACGUUAGCUGCACAAUACCUGCAGCCGCCCUCCUCCGGGGAACGAGCUGUAAAUUGCUCUCCGGCGAAGACAAUCGACAACCCAGUCGUCAUGUCAAAACAUCCGGGCUAGUUAUGUGUGAUUUUCAGCUUCGAAGACUUUGAAACAUCACUCGCUUCGGGUUAGCAUGUCGGCUAGCUGUCACGCCUCUUGGUUUGUUUACAUUCUCCGAAGCCGGGGAAGGGAAACGACAUAUGUCCGAUUUAGGUGUCAUAAAAUAUCGUUAUGGAGGUGCGACAGUAAAGGUGAAGUCGACAGUUUUGACCAUUAUGGAGUAAUUUUGCCAUGUCGUCCUGAAUAAGUGCAUUUUUAUUAUUUCAUAUUCCAUUUAGCUCAAGACUGUUAUUUGUCAUGACCAUGCCAUUUAUUUAGCAAUUGAGGAAAAUACUUGAAUAAAAAGAAUAUCCUGUAAAAAUAUUAAAGUAAAAAGACAGAAACAAAUGACAUUUUGCAGCUCUCUUCGUUGCGUUUUCCUCGUUGUGAAUAGUUCCCCCUCGACGGGCUGACUGGUCCUUCUCAAGCCAUUUAUAUAGCUAUUGGGGAAAAAUACUUGGAUAAAAAGAAUAUCCUGUAAAAAUAUUGGAGUAGAGAGACUGAAACAAUGACAUUUUGCGUCUCUCUUCAUCGCAUUUUCCUCGUUCUGAAUAAUUCCCCCUCAAUGGGCUGAACAGUAAAACCGAUGAGCCCUGUCUACCGCUGACGUCAUCCACCUGUUGGGGACGCUAAAGCCCUAUAAUGGUAGGCGUGGCUAACCAGCAGUUUAAAAGACUAAUUUCUCGUCAUCUGCGCUUUGCUAAAUUGUUGUAUAUAGUCGAAUCGUCUCAAAAUAUGAUUCUAAUUCACAUAAUAAUGCUAUUUAAGACUUUUUUUUCUCCUGUCGUAUGCUCUUUACUUUACUUUUCAUUACUUGCUGUCGAUUUUGGGUUACUCAUAAAGAAGUGACUCGAAUAUCCCCAAUUGGUCAUUUUUGUUGGGAACCUUUUGUUGACGUGUGAUAGGGUGACCUUGCCUCCCCGGCUGAGUGUUUCUGUUUCGCCUUGCCGUUUUAAUCGCUGUCGACUUGAAUAAAUUGUCAAUUUGUUUUCGGUGAGCCGUCUUCAAAUCCUUAAAUACCUGCAACAUGAAGCAAUUAUCAGAGAAUCCCAAAAUUUGAAAAAUAAGGUCCUAAUGAAACCUUUUUUUCAAAAUUUUAAAAGUCAUAAUGAAUAUGUGUAAUAAGCGCUCUAAUAUCUCUAAACCUUGCUAAAUCAUGUUUUUUUUUUUCUCAUGGAACCUGCAGAUGAAUGUGUUGACUUGCAUCCAUCAUUUUUUUUUCAAAAUGAAAUGUCAAAAUUCUGAAUUAGUCUCAAAAUCAUGAAAUUUUAGGUGUAUCAAAUGUGAUACAUUUGCCAAUAAAGGGUUAAACCUUUCAAAAUGGAGUCAGUACAAAGGGUUAAGACUAAGGUGAACGUGCGGGGUUUGGCCUUCUGGCCGGAUUGUUGGAUUCCCGCCGGCCCGGGCCGUUGGAGCUACGCUAGCGCGGGUUCGGCCGGGCAAUUUGGCUCGAAGGUCAGAUUCCUUCACCUGAAAUGGCUAAAAAUGACCUCGUUGUCUGGCAUUGGCUGCCACAGAAGUGGGAGGGGCCUGUUUGAAGUGGGAGGGAGGGGUUCAAUUGCUGCCACCCCUCCCAGCUCAAAUGGCUUGGACGUCUACUGGUGAUAGCUUUGAAGGAAUCAGACAUUUUAGCCAGACUGGUGCAUCUCCAACGACCCGGGCUGGUGGGACUGUGACAUCCCGGCCAAAAGGCCAAACUCCGCGCGUUCACCUUAGUCUUGACCCUUUAUUGCCAAACCCCCUUAUUGCCAAAUGUAUCACAUUUGAUACACCUAGAAUUUCAUUAUUUUGAGACUAAAUCAGAAUUUUGACUUUUAAAAAAAAAAAAAAUGAUGGAUGCAAGUCAACACAUGUAUCUGCAGGUUUCAUGAGAAAAAGAAACAGGAUUUAGCAAGGGCUAUAGAUAUAGAGCGCUUAUUAUACAUAUUCCUUUGACUUUAUUUACAAAUUUGAAAAAAAAGGGUUCUUUAAGACCUUAUUUUUCAAAUUUUGUGAUUCCUGACAAUUGCUUCAUGUUGCUAGGUUAAACCUUUGUACUGACUCCAUUUUGAAAGCUGGAAAAAAGGCUUCUCAGCACGAGUUGAGAGUCUAUUCAGGUCCACAGCGAUCAAACGGCAAGGCGAAACAGAAACAGACUCAGGCAGGGAGGCAAGGUCACCCUAUGUUUUCCGAAAUUUCCAGGUUCGCGGUGAAUCAGUAAUAGGCACACUUUUUCAAAAUAGACAAUGUUUAUUGAUUAGAAAAUGCAGAAAAAAUUAGAUUUAUUGAUUACAAUCCCACAAGAGCAAGCAACAAGUAUCAAAAACAAGCAUAACAAGGGUAACGAUGACGCUAGAUUGAGUUUGUCAAUCCCAGAAUCCCCGCGCUACUGUUACAGCACAAAUGUCCCUUAGCAAUGAAAACCGCUUACCGUGACAAAUGAGCGGGAGCCAACGCUCCGGUAAGGCGGCGAAGGAACAAAGCCAGGCGAUCCGUACGUGACCCGCUGGUGGACUUCACUGGUCGCCCGGAAAUGCCCGGUUUUUGUAGGAACGUGCCACACGGGGGAGGAGACUGCCAACCUCCACUCCCAGGCGGCGCGGCCCCGUCCAAUGACAAAGCUACUUUUGGUUCAGCCCCUCGAAAAAGGGGCUUUUCCCUGCGUGGUUCCCAGGUUGUGUCGUCCGGUAGCAGAUGUUGUGUUCCCACGGUAAAUAUUAUGAGUGCAAAAGAUGUUAUCUCGUGAGAUUCCCUCCUAACUAUGGAACCCAGGCGUGUUAGAAACAAUACUAUGGUGCAAAACAAGUUAUCUCGUGAGAUUCCCUCCUAACUAUGAAACUCAAGGUCAAAAACAAUCGAAGUUGUUAGAAUCUAGAAGCAAUCAUACAUCACAAAGGCAUAAUGUAAUAUUUUCCCCCAUCACCCCAUCACAAGUCAACAAAGGGUUCCCGAGAAAAAUGACAACUCUUAGUUAAACAAGUCUUUUGAAGGCGCUCACUGGGCGGGCCGUGGGCAGUAAGAAAGGUGUGUUUGGGCGUUGUUUAAGAUUGUCUGUUUGUGGAUUGGACCGGAGGAUUACGGUUGUCAGGGCUACGAGAGUUGUGGAUUUUGCCACCUCAGCGUCAAAGGGAAUCUUGUCAGUCGUGUUAUCAGUUGGAUAUCGGGCGUUCUCCGGUGUUCCUUGUUUUGGGACAGGGCGUCCCGCCAUUUGUUCUGGACUGUCAGGUGCAGACGUGGGCUUGUCAGCAUUAAUCUUGCUCAGUCAUUUGCAUGACGCACACGUUGGGCUUCCGUGAUAAAAAGGCUUUGUAUCCCAAAUCGUAUCGUGAGGUACCAAGAGGUUCCCACCACUAGUCGACACUAUUCUAUUGGAAGAUUUUGGUCGCGACCUGUUUGUUUUUAAACAGUGACACCUUUUAUAAACGAUACAGCGAUUCUUGGCGGGAGCAUACCGAUAACCUUUUAGGCUGCAAAGUAUCGCGAUAUAUCAGCUUUCCGAUAUAUUGUAACACCCUUAGUUGGCAUCGCAAAGGAACACAAAGCACUGGAACUGUUUGCACACAUACUCACACUUCAUACCAGGUUGCAUGCGAGCUUUUUUCAUGAUGGUGCCUUCCUUGAUUUUUUUUUUUUUUUUUCAUGUUAAGCAAACCAGAUCAAACUUUUUGCAAAUUUCUGUAGCUGCUGUUGUAGUUCAUUUCUGGGAAAAGUGGAAGUUCUCGUGUUCGGUGUGUCAAUAGCAAGCUUGUGGCAGCUUUUAACGUCUCUGCUGUUGCUUUUUGACGUACUAACAUUACUGCAUCUACUGGAUUAUUAGCCCAAAUGUUGUUUUCAAAAAUGAAUUAUCAGUAUUUUUCAUCGGAAAGAUUGUUAUAAAGCCAGUGUCCAAAAAGGGAAUUUUUUUUAGGUUGUGUUCAAAUACUGCUGUACUGAGUUAAUAACAAUAGGGGGCAGGCUUAUCCGCACCAUUAUCAUUUAUUUGAAGACAGUAUUUGGAGAAAUUUAUUUUUAAGUUUAAUGCACUUUGUCUAACAAUUGUUUUUAACUCGCUUGUAAACAAAUAACACCAAACUAAUACGUGUAUAUUUAUUUCAGUUAUGUACAGUUAUUAGUGUUUUAAAAUGCUGAUGUAUUAAGCUUGUCUAAAUUAUUGUUUUCUAGAAAAAAGGGAUUUUAUUUAACGCAAGCUAACAUAUAGGUCUUAUGUUCAAUAAAGUGACUUUUCAUCCACUGUAA